AUGGGGUGGAUGGACAAAGAAGCUGAGGUGUACACGGAAGGCUGGUCAGUAGAGCGCCCACGACUGCUUCACUCCCUUCCACACACAAGACUGAAUUUUGCACAAGCGUCAACGGCCUGCUUCGACCAUGACCGCCUCCGCGCGCUCAAGGCCUUUGACGACACCAAGGCCGGCGUCAAGGGCCUCGUCGACGCGGGCGUCACCACCAUCCCCGCCAUCUUCCAUCACCCGCCGGAGUCCCUAGCCGACGCGCCCCAUCUUCACCAUGGUCACCACCAGUUCGCCAUCCCGGUCAUCGACCUCGCCGGCCUCGCGACGCUGACGGGGCGGGCCUCCGUGGUCGGCGCGAUGAAGGCGGCCGCCCAGACGGUGGGCUUCUUCCAGGUGACGAACCACGGCGUGCCGGAGUCGGCCAUGUCCGAGGUCCUCGCGGCGGUGCGGCGCUUCAACGAGGAGCCGGCGGAGGCCAAGGCGCCGUACUACAGCCGGGACCCGAAGCGGCGCGCGCGGUACCAGUGCAACUUCGACCUCUUCCGGUCGCCGGCGGCGAGCUGGCGCGACACGCUCUACAUGGAGAUGGCCCCGGAGCCGCCGCCGCCCGAGGAGAUCCCGCCGGCGUGCCGGACCAUCGUGCCGGAGUACGCGGGGCUGGUGCAGCGGCUGGGGCGCACCCUCUUCGGGCUGUUGUCAGAGGCGCUGGGCCUCCCGCGCCGGUACCUGGAGGAGGAGGCCGGGUGCCUGGAGGGGCUGAGCGUGGGCUGCCACUACUACCCGGCGUGCCCGGAGCCGCGCCGAACGCUGGGCAACGCGAGGCACUCCGACCCCAGCUUCCUCACCGUGCUCCUCCAGGACGCCGUCGGCGGCCUCCAGGUGCUCGUCGACGAUGAGAAGCGGCGGCCGGCGUGGCUGGACGUGCCGGCGGAGGCGGGGGCGCUGGUGGUGAACGUCGGCGACUACCUGCAGAUCCUGUCCAACGACCGGUUCAGGAGCGUGGAGCACCGCGUGGUGGCCAACGGCGCCGGUCCCCGGGUGUCCGUGGCAUGCUUCUUCCGCGCCGACGCGUCGACGAGGGUGCUCGCGCCCAUCGUUACCGCCGGUGACGGCGACGGCCGCGCGCGGUACCGGAGCACGAAGGUGCCGGAGAUGCUCCGGCACUACGGCGCCAAGGGCCUGGACGGCGUCUCUGCGCUCCAGCGCGUCAGGAUCUGAACGAAUCUCUCACCUCAUCCAAUCUGAAUGUAUCCAGGUCAAUUCUUGCGUUCAUGAUUCAGAUUCGUGUUUGGAUCUGAAUUCAUGAUUCAAAUUCAUCCUACAAUGCAAGAUGCAAUCUCUGUAGUACAUGUUUUCUGAAGGAUGCAACUGUGGAUUCAGU
Triticum dicoccoides is the source of this 1372-nucleotide messenger RNA. RefSeq names its product 1-aminocyclopropane-1-carboxylate oxidase homolog 1-like. The transcript has 2 exons. The record is from RefSeq and is a predicted model, not a curated record. Bases 1 to 1209 code for a protein of 402 amino acids. NCBI's taxonomy places the organism in Eukaryota, Viridiplantae, Streptophyta, Magnoliopsida, Poales, Poaceae.